Molecule: messenger RNA, 2255 nt
Organism: Scleropages formosus (Asian bonytongue)
Lineage: Eukaryota; Metazoa; Chordata; Actinopteri; Osteoglossiformes; Osteoglossidae
Gene: gpc2
Product: glypican 2
Exons: 11
Coding region: 1-1737 (578 amino acids)
Biological process (GO): smoothened signaling pathway; cell migration; regulation of protein localization to membrane
Cellular component (GO): synapse; plasma membrane; extracellular region
Source: RefSeq, a predicted model, not a curated record
AUGAGCGGGACUCGCGCUGCGUGGACGCGCGUUUGCGCGCUCGCGCCCGUUCUCCUGCUGGCGACGUGGAGCCCCGCGUGGGCCGGCCGGAGCUGCGCUGACAGCAGGCACGUCUACGCCGAGAAGGGCUACAGCGUGAACACGGCCCCGCUCACGCAGAUCUCCGGGGAGCAUCUGCGCCUCUGUCCCCAGGACUACACUUGCUGCACCAGCGUGAUGGAAGAGGCUCUGGCUCGUCAGAGUGAAAAAGACUUCCUGACAGCCAUAGAUGACAGCAGCCAGUUCUUGCUCACCACCUUCACACAAAAACACCGCAGAUUUGAUGAGUUUUUCCGGGAGCUCAUCGACUUGGCCGAGAAGUCCAUGAAUCAGAUGUUCACCAAGACUUACGGGAUGCUUUACACACAGAAUGCUCGAGUCUUCCAUGACCUCUUUGCUGAGCUCCGGCGAUACUACACUGGAGGCAGCGUGAGCCUGGGGGAGGUUCUGGCGGAGUUCUGGUCCCGGCUGGUGGAGCGGGUCUUUUCUCUGGUGAACCCGCAGUACCAGUUCAGUGAGGAGUACCUGGAGUGUGUCAGCAAACAUGCAGAGCAGCUGCAGCCCUUCGGAGACCUGCCUCGGAAACUGCGCAUACAGGUCACAAGGGCAUUCAUAGCAGCUAGGGCACUGGUACAGGGACUGGCGACCGGUCGUGACAUCGUCAGCAAGGCAGCCAAGCUGAACGUGGGUGGGGAGUGCAUGCGGGCCCUGAUGCGGCAGUGGUACUGCCCCCUGUGCCGUGGCAUGCCCACCCUCCGACCCUGCCACUCUCUCUGCCUUAAUGUAAUGAAGGGUUGCCUGGCUAACCAGGCUGACUUGGACAGCGAGUGGAACAACUUCAUUGACGCUCUGGUCCAAGUGUCAGAGAAGCUGGAGGGUCCGUUCAACAUGGAAUUGGCAACCGACUCUAUUGCGGUCAAGGUGUCCGAAGCCAUCAUGCAUAUGCAAGAGAACAGCGUCGCCACUUCCACCAAGGUGUUCCAGGGAUGCGGCAGCCCCCGUCCUGCCCCUAGCCGGUCACGGCGUUCCCCUCGGGAGCAGGGGGGCGGCAGGAGGCCGUUCCGCACGUACAGUCCCGAAGAGAAGCCCACCACAGCUGCGGGUACCAAUCUGGACCGUCUGGUGUCGGAUCUGAAGGAACGCUUGCGUCCCAUGAAGGGCUUUUGGGUAUCGCUCCCACAAACCAUCUGUAAUGAUGACAACAUGGCCGCUGAUGUGACCAAUGAGGACAAGUGCUGGAAUGGACAGACCAGAGGCCGGUACCUGCCUGAUGUAACGGGAGAUGGACUGGUCAGCCAGAUAAACAACCCAGAGGUGGAAGUGGACAUCUCUCGUCCAGAUGUGAGGACACGGCAGCUGAUCAUGGAACUCCGCGUUGCCACCAACAGGCUGAGGCAGGCACAAGCUGGGCAGGACACCGACUUCAUGGAUAGUGAAGAAGGUAGUGGGUCAGGAGGAGGGGAUGGUGGAGACAGGUACAGCGAUGAGCCAGGCUAUGGUCCCUACUCGCCACCCUAUGGCAAACCACCCCGCAACCCGUCAGGGCAAAAUAAACCCCCUCGCGUCAGGGACAAAACUGGCACCAAGUGGACCCGGCCCAACCAAGGUCAUGGCAGUCGUGUCAAAUCAGGAGUCAGUCAACUCACCUCCUCGCUGUCCAUUAUCGCAGCUUUGCUUCUCACCAGUUUUGCAGUAUAGAACUCAGGACAUGGGUUUGUGUUAGAGCUGGUCUACACUGAAACAGAAACAUUGUCUUGUUAAAAUGUGGAAUGUAGGUGAAAUCAUGUCACGUGAGGAGUGCCUGAUCCGGCACGCUGGCUGAAAGCUGAGGCCUUAAUAGACGCCAGUUCAAAAAAAAAAAUCUACUUCCCAAUUACAGCUGUAAGUGUGAAGAGAAACAGAAGGACAAAAAUGAAUUAAAAAAUGGAACAAUAAGUAAGAUUUUCAUAAUAAGUGACAAAAAAGUGAAGUGAGCAAUGUUUGACUUUUUUACUCAGUGAUGUCUUCCUUUCCCUGUAGUACUAGUCUCUCAGGUUCCAGGGGCAGUCCAGCACAGUCCUCUUUCUGUGAGAGAACAGCGAACACCAUGCAAAAGCACAAACUCUUCUUCUUGUGUGAGCACAGUUAGAGUCGCGCAAACCACAGCCUCGUUUCAUGUGAGUGUGCACUCAGCAUCACGCAAAACGCAGUUUCUCCUUAUGAUGAUGUGCCCCGAU